AUGGCGCCAAAGAUGACGCCAUUCUCGCUGCUCGACAAAAUGGCGACGACGAGGACGCUCGCAUCUUCAGCGGAAGUACAGUGGCUCUGCCGAUUGCUGCUGCUCGGCGUUUGCAUUGGCGCCGCCGCAACUCGAGACAUUUCAUCUUCGUCAGUCUAUGCACGCACUGCCCCUGAUGACGUCGCCUUCUAUUGCCCGGAGGAAGGACUAUUUCCCGAUGACUACGACUGUCGCAUCUACUAUCGCUGUGAGAAGCGUUCCGAGCAUUACAUCAAACCGUACAUGUUCGCCUGUAGGGAAGGCACGGUCUUUUCGCGUACCCUGCAGUUGUGUAUGCCAUCGAUGCUGGCCGGUCGUGGGGAAUGCGCACAGUAUAUGAAUGAAAUCGAUAGUAGCGUCGAGACCGACAGCCAGCUGGCGUUUGAUGGGCUCGUCAGUAACCAGAAUGGACAUAAUGCGAUGCUUAACAGCGCCGUCACACCCGCCGCCUUGAAGCUGCACACCUAUGCAACUGCAAAUCAGUUGCCCACAAAUUAUGGACUGACAGGACUGAGUGGUGUUUCAGUCAUAUCCUUUUCGAGCUCAUCAUCUUUGCGUUCGGCCGGCGAUGAGGGUGUGGCGUGCGAGGAUGAUGGAUUUAUGAGUGAUCCCAGUGACUGCACCGUGUUCUAUCGCUGCAUCUCCAAUGGACGUGGCUAUAAUAAAAUCGGGUUUCGCUGCUCGGACGGCACCGCCUGGGAUGAGUCUCUGCAGUCGUGCAACCAUAUGUUUGAUGUACGUGCUAAUGGCGGUUGCCGCAAUCAGGCUGCCCCUCUGAGCGAUGACCAAACAUCGACACAGUCAUCCCAAACGAGCUAUCAGAAUUCCACCUCAUCGUCCUCGUCGUCAAACAGUCAGCAAAGUUCUUCGACAAGCUCCUCAACGUCCACGUCGUCUAGUAACUCCUCUUCCUCCAGCUCCUCAAAUCAACAAGAAUCCAGUUCAAAUCAAGAGUCUUCCACAUCAAGCAGCAAUCAACAAUCUACAUCCAGCUCCAGCAGCACACAGUCCUCAAGCAGCACAGAGAGCUCAACCAGUAGCAACCAGCAAACCAGCUCGGGUUCUUCGAACCAAAGCUCUGGAAAUAAUCAGUCCUCGAGCAAUAAUCAAAACACAGGUAGCAGCUCAAGCAGUAACCAGAAUCAAAGCUCUAACAAUCAAAGCUCGAACAAUAACCAGAAUCAAAACUCUAGCAGUAACCAAUCUUCCAGCGGCAAUCAGAGCAACCAAGGCUCAUCAAGCAAUCAAUCUUCGAGUGGAUCUAACAGCGAAUCAAAUCAAAAUGCUGUAAAACCUACUGCGAACGAGUGCGAGGAUGAGAACACAUACAUUCCCGAUAAAAUGGAUUGUGCCAAGUUUUACAGAUGUCGUUUAGAUGGCAAUGGACAUUUUGAGAAAGUACCAUUUACAUGUGGUCCUGGCACUGUAUGGGGUCAAGAGGAAAAAGUUUGCGUUCUGCCCAGCGAAGAUCAAAAGAAAGAAUGCAACAUACAAUCUGGGUCAUCUAGUAGUGGAAAUAAUCAAAGUGGUAACAGCACCUCCAGUGGCAGCAACCAGAAUGCCUCAACAAGUGGCAAUCAAUCGAGUACCUCUAACUCCAGCUCCAACAACAAUAAUAGUAGCAAUCAAUCUGGCAAUCAGCAAGAAACAUCCGCAUCAAACAGCAAUCAAUCUUCGAGCAGUCAACAAAGUUCAUCAGGCAACAAUCAGGGCUCCUCCUCAUCGUCCAACUCUAGCAAUCAGUCUUCCACUCAAGGCAACAGUCAAGGCUCAUCUUCAGCUUCGAGUUCCAAUAACCAGUCGUCCGCUUCUACAUCCAACACCUCUGGAGCUCAAAAUUCCACAAGUUCUUCAAACUCGGGAACCACCACAACUUCCAAGCCACAAAAUCCUGACGGUGAAUGUGAGGAUACGGAAACUUAUUUGCCCGACAAAAAGGAUUGUGCUCGCUUCUACCGUUGCGUUGAUAAUGGCAAUGGUGGUUUUGAUAAAAUUGCUUUUGAUUGUGCACCUGGUACUGUUUGGGACCCCGACUCAAAGGGCUGUAACCAUCCAACGGAUGUCCAAAAAGAGCAAUGCAAGGCCAUGGCCAGUGGUACAGGCAGUGCUUCAAACCAAAGUUCAUCUUCCAAUCAAGGCUCUUCUUCUAAUCAAGGAUCGUCUUCCAAUCAAGGAUCAGCCUCUAAUCAAGGAUCGGCAUCAAAUCAAGGGUCUUCCUCCAACCAAGGUUCUUCUUCUAAUUCGGGAUCGUCAUCCAAUCAAGGAUCUUCCUCCAAUCAAGGAUCGUCGUCCAAUCAAAGUUCAUCGUCGAAUCAAGGAUCGUCAUCCAAUCAGGGAUCGUCUUCCAAUCAAGGGUCGUCUUCCAAUGAAGGAUCGUCAUCCAAUCAAGGAUCGUCUUCCAAUCAAGGAUCUUCCUCCAAUCAGGGUUCAUCGUCUAAUCAGGGAUCGUCCUCCAGCCAAAGUUCGUCUUCUAAUCAAGGAUCGUCAUCCAAUCAAGGAUCAUCUUCAAAUCAAGGGUCGUCAUCCAAUCAAGGGUCAUCUUCCAAUCAAGGAUCGUCAUCCAAUCAAGGAUCAUCUUCAAAUCAAGGGUCGUCAUCCAAUCAAGGAUCAUCUUCAAAUCAAGGAUCGUCAUCCAAUCAAGGAUCGUCUUCUAAUCAGGGUUCAUCGUCUAAUCAAGGAUCGUCCUCCAACCAAAGUUCGUCGUCGAAUCAAGGGUCGUCUUCUAAUCAGGGAUCAUCAUCUAAUCAAGGAUCGUCCUCCAACCAAGGAUCUUCAUCUAAUCAAGGUUCGUCGUCGAAUCAAGGAACAUCCUCUAAUCAGGGAUCUUCCUCUAAUCAGGGAUCCUCUUCUAAUGAAGGUUCCUCCUCCAAUCAAGGAACGUCAUCCAAUCAAAGCUCAACCUCCAACCAAGGAUCGUCCACCAACCAAGGUUCGUCCUCAAAUCAGGGCUCUUCAUCAAAUCAAGGAUCAUCCUCCAAUCAAGGAUCCUCCUCUAGUUCAGGAACGUCAUCCAAUCAAGGCUCAUCCUCCAACCAAGGUUCUUCGUCGAAUCAAGGAUCAUCGUCUAAUCAAGGUUCUUCGUCUAAUCAAGGUUCUUCGUCUAAUCAAGGAUCCUCUUCCAAUCAAGGAACGUCUUCAAAUCAAGGAUCAUCAUCUAAUCAAGGUUCCUCCUCUAAUCAAGGAUCGUCAUCCAAUCAAGGAACGACUUCCAGCCAAGAAUCAACCACUACGACUCAGAAACCAUUUAAGCCGGCGGAGAAGUGCGAGAGUGAAGAGACCUUCUUAGCUGACAAUGAAAACUGUUCGAAAUUCUAUCGCUGCGUUGAUAAUGGCAAGGGUGGCUUCACGAAAGUAUCAUUUACUUGCCCACCAAAUACGAUUUGGCAUCCCGAGGCCAACAGCUGUAACCAUCCAUCACAAGUUGAUAUGCAAAGCCUUAAAUGCAAGCGCGUCACCCCUGCCCAACAGACAAGCGGCAGCAGUAGCAAUAACAGCAAUACCCAACAAUCGUCCACUUCAUCCUCCACGUCAUCAUCAUCAGGCAGCAGCGCAACACAGCAAACCACAUCGUCAAACUCGCAAUCUAGCAGCAGUACAAGCUCAACAACAUCAGGCUCAAGUACCUCAAGUUCCACCUCAUCCCCAAUGCCGUCUGGUAGCUGUAAGGUUAAUGGACAAUUCUUAGGAGAUAAUAAGAACUGUGCCAAGUUUUAUCGCUGCGUAGACAAUGAUAGAGGUGGUUUUAAUACGGUGGCCUUCUUCUGCCCCCCUGGAACUGUAUGGGAUGGUCAGAUUGAGGCCUGUAAUCAUGCCUGGGCCGUUAAGGACAAAAGCUGUGGCAGCAGCGAAACCACUGAACGGCCAGAAGCUACAGACUCAACGCCAAGUUACGGCGGUCAAUCCUCGACCACGCUAAAGCCAGUGGUAAAACCGACUACGCUUAAGCCAACCACUCAAGAUACAACAACGAAGAAACCCUCUACGCAUAAACCAACUACUCAGAAACCUGUUACACAAAAACCAACGAGCUCAUCUGGGAAUGUACAGUGCAAAUCUGAGGGUUUCAUUGGUGAUCCAAGCAACUGUGCCAAAUUCUAUCGCUGCAUAAGCAAUGGCAAGGGCGGCUUUAGCCAGGUGCCAUUCCACUGCGCUGCGGGUACAGUUUGGGAUCAGGACUUACAAACGUGCAAUCACGAUUUGAAUGCGUGCAAUCCAAUCCCCGAGGAUGGCGGUGGUAAUACCACCACUGAGUCUGAUAAGGGUCCUUGUGACAAUACCACGGUAAAGCCUACAUCUAAACCGACUUCAGAGACCACCUUAUCACCCAGCACAUUUGAGCCCAGUACAACAAAUCGUCCAACUGAGCCGGCUACUGAAUCAACAACCGAACAAUUUACAACCAACCAGCCCACCACUACAUACAAACCUACAACAAUAUGGACUACAACGACCAAACCGACCACAAAUGAAAAUCAGCCCACUACUACAACAUGGACCACAACCACGGAAGCUUCAUCAACUGAAACAAGCACUCAAACUACAACCAUGAUUCCCGAAACUACUACCAAGGUACCCAACUUGCCACCUGGCACCAAAUGUAAGGGCGAAGGAUUUAUGGCUGAUCCCAACAAUUGCCGCAAGUUCUAUCGCUGCCAAAAGACCGGCGACUCGUACUCGAAACAUGAAUUCAUGUGCGCCAAGAAUACAGGUUGGAAUGAAGACUUGCAAACAUGUGAUCAUGCUCAAAAUGUGCCAGGUUGCGCGGGUCAAACUGAAGCUCCAACAGAAACUACAACCGAAAUAACUUCUACUGAGGCCAUAACAAAACCAACCACUAUAGAACCACAAACAAAACCUACAACUGAAACAGUUACGAAACCAACCACUUUUGAACCACCAACAAAACCUACAACUGAAACAGUUACGAAACCAACCACUUUUGAACCACCAACAAAACCAACAACUGAAACAGUUACGAAACCAACGGAUCCUCCAACGAAGCCGACGACAGAUUAUCCAACCACUACAGAAAAUAUUUGGAAGCCAACAGACUCCACAAUAAAGCCAACUGACGCGCCAACAAAACCUACUGAUUAUACGGAAAAGCCAACGGGAAUUCCCACUAAACCCACUGAUUAUCCAGUCAGUAAGCCAAGCACCACAGAAGCGUACCCAGAGACUUCAACUGGCUAUACAACAUCAUUCCCAGGAUAUCCUCCGACUACAACUGAAGACAAUCCGAGCACUACGCAAGAGUCGGCAGUCAACUUCAAGUGCCCUGCUGAAGGUUUCCAUGCCGAUCCUGAGGAUUGCAGCAUUUACUAUCGCUGUACAAAAACCAAUGAUAAAUAUCAAGUAUACAAGUUCCGUUGUCCAAAGGGCACAGUGUGGGACACAUCGCUGGAGACUUGCAACUACGCAGAUCAGGUGUCUGGUAACUGCUCCUCUGGCAGCGUGACUUCAACCACAAACCCUAGUGAGGCAACCACACCAUGGACGGAGAUGCCAACAAGCACUGUGAAACCGGUGACAACAGUUAAGCCCGAGACAACAACAUACACGCCUAGCACCACAGGUGGCCCGGUUGACCCUAUAACUACUAAUAAGCCAGUAGAGACAACUACGGAAGCCAACCCUGAUCCAGAGCCAUCAACCAACUCCAGUGCUCCAUGUCCCACGACUACAGAGGACCAAAGCUUGUUUGUCUGCCCAUCGGGCUUCCGUCGGCACUCCAAGCAAUGCGGCGUAUUUUACCAAUGCAAUGAGAAUUCAAAUUCAAAUCUAAAUAUUGUGCUGUUCCAAUGUCCCAAUGGUACCGUUUAUCACGAAGCAUCAUGCCGUUGCGCCAAGCCAGGGCCGGACGAUACCUGCAGCAAAAACGACGUAUUGAUCCCACGUACGCAGCUUUUUGAGGAGGAACCGCAACCACUUAACCUGGUGCCAAUCCAUUCCACAGCGCCGCUCUGCCCGGAGGAGGGGCACUUUGCCCUGAAUCAGGAUGAAUGCAGCCAGGUGUUUGUCAAAUGCGGCUACUCCCAGCAGACAGGACGCAUCGAGGGCCAAAUAUACCGCUGCCCGCAAGGCUUUGCCUACUGGAAUGUGAGCCGCCGCUGCGAGCCUGCCAAAAAGCUAACCAGCUGCACCCCAGCCACAUACAAUGUGGGCGAUAGUGUGCCGCUGGAGUGGGUCAACAUUGGCCACAGACGUCGCAAUCUUCGCAUCUAAAACACAUACACAUAGCAUUAAUUUAGAAAUUGUAAAAGGCAACGCAUUUGUUUGCUGCGCAAGCUCACAACUCAAAAGCAGCUUGCGCAGCAAAUGACGAGCCAAAAGACUAGCUUAGGUUGUAGUGCAAUUACAAUAAGUUUAACAUGGGCUUAUAACAAUUUCUGGUGACGGUACUAUCCGUGAUUUUUCAAACUUGAUACAAAACAGCAUUUUUUGUGUUUAAUUGCCUGUAACAAUUGCAUUGGCACAGCCUUUCACACGCACAACAUGUUGUUGCUUUUCACGCAGUAAUUGUAUUUAUAUUAAAACUAACGUUCUGAACGCCAUAUUUAGCUUAGUCUAUGCUUAAAGUUUACAAUAAAUUAAAACAUAUACAAAAACGUUUACAUGAGCUGAAGCUUAAGGUGACUACGGUGUUUAGUUAUUUCUUCUUGUUUUUUUUUUUUUUUUUUUUUUUUUUUU
Drosophila virilis is the source of this 6729-nucleotide messenger RNA. It is a transcript of the gene Mur89F, whose product is annotated as Mucin related 89F. The record is from RefSeq and is a predicted model, not a curated record. Lineage: Eukaryota; Metazoa; Arthropoda; Insecta; Diptera; Drosophilidae. Gene Ontology annotation, cellular component: extracellular region. Gene Ontology annotation, molecular function: chitin binding.